CCCGCCGCGCCCCGCGCCCGCCCUUGCUAGCAGGCACCUCCCGCCCCCUGCAUUGCUGAUGCUGCUGCUGGCAGACAUGGACGUGGUGAAUCAGCUGGUAGCUGGGGGACAGUUCCGAGUGGUCAAGGAGCCCCUUGGCUUCGUGAAGGUGCUGCAAUGGGUCUUUGCCAUCUUCGCCUUUGCCACAUGCGGCAGCUACGACGGGGAGUUCCGGCUGAGCGUGGAGUGUGCCAACAAGACAGAGAGUGACCUCAGCAUCGAGGUUGAAUUCGAGUACCCCUUCAGGCUGCACCAAGUGUACUUUGAUGCACCCACCUGCCGAGGGGGCACCGACAAGUUCUUCCUAGUGGGGGACUAUUCCUCAUCAGCUGAAUUCUUUGUCACUGUGGCAGUGUUUGCCUUCCUCUACUCCAUGGGGGCCCUGGCCACCUACAUCUUCCUGCAGAACAAGUACCGAGAGAACAACAAAGGGCCUAUGCUGGACUUCCUGGCUACAGCAGUGUUUGCCUUCAUGUGGCUGGUUAGCUCAUCUGCCUGGGCCAAGGGCCUGUCCGAUGUGAAGAUGGCCACAGACCCAGAGAACAUUAUCAAGGAGAUGAGUGUGUGCCACCAGACAGGGAAUACAUGCAAGGAGCUGAGGGACCCUGUGACCUCAGGCCUCAACACAUCAGUGGUGUUUGGCUUUCUGAAUCUAGUGCUCUGGGUCGGCAACCUGUGGUUCGUGUUCAAGGAGACAGGCUGGGCCGCCCCGUUCAUGCGCGCACCUCCCGGCGCCCCCGAGAAGCAACCAGCACCCGGGGAUGCCUACGGCGAUGCAGGCUACGGGCAAGGCCCAGGAGGCUAUGGGCCCCAGGACUCCUAUGGGCCCCAGGGCGGCUACCAACCCGACUAUGGGCAGCCAGCUGGCGGAGGGGGCUACGGGCCUCAGGGCGACUAUGGGCAGCAAGGCUACGGCCCGCAGGGUGCACCCACCUCCUUCUCCAAUCAGAUGUAAUCUGGUCAGUGCAGCCCAGGAGGACCCUAUGGGUAGGCAAGAGCUCAAGAGAAGGCCUGCCCCCCUUCCUAUCCCUUAAUAUCCUAGGUCUCCACCCCUCAAGCCAGGAGACCCUUACUGUCUUUGCUGUUUAUAUAUAUAUAUUAUAUAUAAAUAUCUAUUUAUCUGUCUUAUCCCUACCUUCACUCACUCCCUUCAUGCACUUUGGGCCCAGUCUUGAGUGGGCUCCUCCCUUACACCUGCCUCUGCUUCCCACAGCCCCUCUCUGUUCCUUGGUCCUGUCCCCUGAGGUAAAGGGGCUCUGGAAAAGGGACAUGGAGGGAACCAGAUUUCUGCUACAUGGGGCAAGACUUCAAACUCUCUCCCCUGCCCCCCUCCCUUCCUCCUAACCCUGGUCCCUCCAGCAAUGCCUGAACAGAAGCUGUGAAGGGAAGAGUAGGAGAAAAGCAGGUUAGGGGUGGGGGCUUGGUGUAAACAGAGCCAAAGUCUUGGAGAGGAGCUCUAGAAUAGAAGGGACUAGUCAGUAGAGGGUUGGGUUCCAGGCAUGUGGGAUCUAGAACCUAAAAGGAAGGGGUGCCAUUAGAGCAUUCUGGAAAGGGGCCUGAGGGUGUGGCUCUAGGAAGGGCAUGACUCUAAAGUGAGGCAGCCGAUGGGAUCCAGAGUGGGCGAGGCUUCAGUUACAACCAUGGUCUUUAGAAUAGCCAACUAAGCUUGAUUCUAAAGAUCUUGAACAAGGACAGAAGUGCGAUUCAGAAAUGGUCUAAACUUGGGAGGAGGUCCUGGUCAGGGUUCCUGAUGGGACGGGACUUAGAGUGAAAAGUGCAUGCUGGUUUAAAAGCCCUUCCUCCAAUGGGGCAGUUAAGAAAAUAUGGUUUAAAGUGAGUACAAUUUGUGAAGCAGGUAGGGAGGCCUUGGUUAGCAGCUGUGAGAUGAGUUUGCUAAGGGAAUUCCCUUGGGCCCUGAUGACAGAGGCAGCCUGAAAAUAUCUGAGUGAUAUGGUUUGGCAGGUGAGGGGUGGGACCCAGCAAGAAAUGCCCUUGCCUAACCCGGUGAGAGACAACUAGGCGACAGAGAACAGAGCCAAGGGGUCUGUGGGACAGACCCCCCCCCUGUUGUCCCUUUCCCUGCCCCUUCCUCCACACUCCCACCAGUACUGUCCUGGGGUAGUUGGAGGCUGGGUCUGGAGCCCCCCAUCCCGAACCUUCUGCUGUGUCUGUGAUGUCCGUAGUGCCUGUGAUUGUGUGUUGCCAUUUUGUCUGGCUGUGAUCCCUCCUUCUCCCCUCCAGACCCCCCUUUCCUGUGCCCUUAGGUAUUGUUUGAAAACCCUCUCCCCAAGAAAGAACAAAUAUGAGUAAUUCUCCCCCAAAUAAACUCCUCAACCAUCUA
Jaculus jaculus (lesser Egyptian jerboa) is the source of this 2380-nucleotide messenger RNA. RefSeq names its product synaptophysin (gene Syp). The transcript is spliced from 7 exons. Gene Ontology annotation, cellular component: synaptic vesicle membrane; synaptic vesicle; presynaptic active zone. The record is from RefSeq and is a predicted model, not a curated record. Lineage: Eukaryota; Metazoa; Chordata; Mammalia; Rodentia; Dipodidae. The coding region runs from base 59 to 994 and encodes 311 amino acids.